Messenger RNA from Cuscuta campestris, 3303 nucleotides. NCBI's taxonomy places the organism in Eukaryota, Viridiplantae, Streptophyta, Magnoliopsida, Solanales, Convolvulaceae. The record is from the annotation of a GenBank genome assembly.
CGUUUUUCCCGCUCCUCUCUCCCCCCUCCUCGCUUGAAUCUCCAGUCUCUGCGAAAUGUUCACAAACUCUCUCUCAUUUCUCGAUCUCCGCCGCGCAUGCGUUUCAAGUUCCAGAUCUAAUCAGUAAUGGAAGCUAAGCAUGCCGAAUCGGAAUUCAGUCAGCCUCCCGCCGGCGCCGGCGCAGCCCUCACCGAUUCUGAAAAGGCGUGGCAUGUUUUCGCACUGCUCCUGGCAAUUCGACGGCCUGCCCAGCCGGCAGAGCUCGCAUCGAUCUGUACAUUUUUCCGUGCUACUCCAGAUUUAAUUGGAUAUCUUUGCUCGAUUCCCUGUUCUCCAAUCCAUUUGACUCCGGAUUACAUCGUCACGUUCUCCCCUGCCGUCUACAUGAUAUUUGCUAAAUUUAUUGCGUAUGUGAACGCAAUUGCUUCUGUUUUGCCUGGAUUGGUGUCUGAUGAUCUAUUAGGAGCUGUUGACUUUGGCUCGAAGACAUAUUUCAGGAAGAAGAAAAGGCCGAGAUGGAUAGCCAAUGGUUUGCCUGCGUUAAAAAAGAGAAGAACUUUAAACAGUUGUUAUGCUGAGAAGGAUCACGUGGUAAUGGCAUUUCCUGGAGAGACGCUGGAUGUAUUUGCUAAGGAACAUUCUGAACUCCAAGAUGGCAUUUGUGGUGGGAGUAUGAACAAAGAUAAAUCGAGACCAUUGCGCUUCACCUCUGUCAACAGGGAAGUGGGGAAAACAUUUACUACUUCCUGCAUUUUUUAUGCAAACAAUGAUGCUUAUAGAUAUGGUUUUGGAUAUGCACGGUGUAAUGAAGAACCAAUCCUACAUACAAUUCAUAACAGAAAUGAAGCAGACACUGUAACUUUGACAAAAUCUGAAUUCAUGUAUGAUGAUGUGAGUAUUUUGCAUAUCCAUGAACAAGUGGAGAAAGAGACAUAUGCUAUCCCCAAGUCAAAGCCACUUCAGCUGACUGGCAUAGUGGAUGUUCAGAUAGAGAGUGCAGAAGUGGAGGCAUAUGAUAAUACUGCAAUCAAAGUAAACUCUAAAGUAACUUCUUGUAUUUUAGCUCAAGAAACUCUGGUUCAAGCAGCAGAGCCUUAUACAGCCAUCCAAUCCUGUCAAAUGACCACUGAAAAUGAAAAAGUAAGUUCUUGUACUUUAGCUCAACAGACUCCAGUUCAAGCAGCAGAGCCUUAUACGGCUAUACAAUCCUGUCAAAUGACCAUUGAAAAUGAACACUCUGUGGAAGGAGUGGAACCGCUAUCUUGUACUGUUGGAAAGAGUGAAGGUGUCAACUCCACACCAUAUAGGUCAAUUAUGGUUGGCAAAAUUGAGAAGUCUGCUGAAGCCCCUCAUAAAGUGAGUGACAGGAAGAAACGAAAAAUAUGCUCUCCUAGUUCAAAAAAUGUCCAUGAGGAAGUGUUGAUUACUGCCGAGCAACCUGUGUACAAGUCACUCAAUAAUAGUGCACAGGUCAGACGUGGAGAGAAGGACCGAAUUAACAGAGGCAUGAAAUCAGUCUCUGCAAAGAAAAAGCUAACUUAUAAUCAUGAAGAGUUAGCCAUUACUACAAAAAAGAAUGGGACCUUCAAAGAAAAUGGAGAAGAUUUGAAUUCUAACUCUUCUAAAGAGCCAAUUAAGAAAAAAGAGCUGCCAAACUUUGAGUCUUUUGUAGUUGAGGAAGAAGAAGGUUCAGGUGGCUAUGGGACGGUGUACAGGGCAAGGAGGAAGAGCGAUGGAAAAAAAUUUGCAAUAAAAUGCCCACAUUCUAAUGCCAACAGACAGAACAUCCUUAAUGAGGUGAAGAUGUUGGAAAGAUUUGGGGGGAAGAACUUUGUGAUCAAAUACGAAGGAUCAUUCAAGGAAGGAAAUUCUGAUUGUGUUGUUUUAGAGCACGUGGAGCAUGACAGACCUGAUGUUUUGAGGAAAGAAAUUGAAGUUUUCCAGCUACAAUGGUAUGCCUACUGUAUGUUCAAGGCUCUUGCAUCUCUUCAUAAGCAGGGUAUUGUUCACAGGGAUGUCAAACCCGGAAACUUUCUUUUUACUCGAAAGCUAAAUAAAGGUUACCUUAUUGAUUUUAACCUUGCCUUGGAUUUGAAUAAAAAAUACGGAAAUGCAGAUAAAACAAAUUUGGGAUCUUCUACUGCCGUACAAGAAACUCAUCAUUGCCUUAAUAAUUAUCUGCCCCCAAAUAGAAAUAGAAAAGCAGUCAAUCAGGAAACAGCAUCCAAAGGCAUCAAGAGAUCACUGCAGCCCAAGAACACGAAAAGGAAGGAUGAUUUGGAAAAUGGGAGUAGGAGCCUAAUGAAAAGCCAAGGAGCGGAUGGGUCAGGGAUAACUUCAACAAAGGAAGCAACAAGCAUCAGGAACACAUCCAAAGAGAGGUUGAGAGAGCCUCUGCUAAUGCAGCCUCUAUCCAUUCAAGGUAGAGAGAAGCUUAUGAGUUUGGUGGAAGAAAUACAAUGUACAAGCCAUCAUAAAGAAGAAGUGAAGGGUCCCACUUCUAAGAGGAAGAGGAUCGCAGCAGCCCCUAGAAAAGAGGACGGGCAGCAAUUCCUUUAUGUAACCCCGAUGCCUCUGCACUCAUCUGGAAUACCCAUUCGUGGUGCUGGGUUGCUCCAGGGUGAUGGAAAGCAUAAGAGAGAUGGCUCAUGUGUUGGGACCAAGGGGUUCAGGGCUCCCGAGGUAUUAUUCAGAUCUCUACAUCAAGGGACCAUGCUUGACAUUUGGUCAGCUGGUGUUAGCUUACUGUAUCUGAUAACUGGGCGAACCCCUUUCACCGGAGACCCUGAUCAGAAUAUAAGGGAGGUUGCCAAGUUGAAGGGCAGUGAGGACUUAUGGGAAUUGGCUAAACUACACAACCGCGAGUCUUCCUUCCCUGAGGACCUCUUAGAUGCAAAUGCUCUGCCUUCAGUAAAACUACAAGACUGGUGUAAAAGGAACAGCCGAAGAACCGAUCUCUUCGAUGCCAUUCCACCCUCUCUUUUUGAUCUCGUUGACAAGUGUUUGACGGUGAACCCGAGACUAAGAAUCAGCGCCGAUGAAGCCCUUCGGCACGAAUUCUUCGCUCCGUGUCAUGAAACUCUCGGAAAACGGCCCCUUUCGAGACAUGGGGCUGCAAUGCUUCCUUCUCGAGGAGGACAAACUCUGGCAGGUGGAGUGGUUGUAUGAACAUAUUUUCUGCUAAAUUUUUUGUAUUUCUUUUGUGUAUUGUUAAGUAGGAAGAAGUAGCCAUUGCUGUUCAAGUCAAGCUUUUGUCAUGAAUGAAAUCCUAAAUGCAGAGUAAAAUAAUAAGGAAUUAGGGAU